Messenger RNA from Mycena citricolor, 219 nucleotides. The record is from the annotation of a GenBank genome assembly. NCBI's taxonomy places the organism in Eukaryota, Fungi, Basidiomycota, Agaricomycetes, Agaricales, Mycenaceae.
AUCAGCACACACAACAAGCAACGGAGAUUCGACACGGUAAUCCGUCGAGGGGGGCAGCUCGCUGAGCACUCCCCAUGCCUUCGUCGAAGAAUAUCAGAUGAUGUUUGGCCGCAUCUGAGCCACCAGACGUUCACUUUCGGUCUCAUUGAAAGCCACGAUAGACCACGAUCUGCGGAUGCCGUGUUGUUUGUCCACGCGAAGAAUAAAUCCAAGGUCCUG